This is a messenger RNA of Pseudomassariella vexata, 2257 nucleotides long. Its product is annotated as ferric reductase. The coding region runs from base 419 to 2257 and encodes 612 amino acids. Gene Ontology annotation, biological process: intracellular iron ion homeostasis; copper ion import; iron ion transport. The record is from RefSeq and is a predicted model, not a curated record. Gene Ontology annotation, cellular component: plasma membrane. Lineage: Eukaryota; Fungi; Ascomycota; Sordariomycetes; Amphisphaeriales; Pseudomassariaceae. The transcript has 6 exons. Gene Ontology annotation, molecular function: ferric-chelate reductase activity.
GUGAGAUUACGGGAGAGAAAGCUUGUCAUUGGGAAUAUACCCCGUUGUAUGCGGUACUUACACAGCACUUGUGAGCAGAAGUGGUCCACUCGCCGCAUCGCCAAAACCUGGCAGCCCAGCAAUGACCCCUUCAGCGAUCCUUUCACAGUGAGUAAGGAAGACUAAGCAUUGAACAUGAUUCGACGGCACGCGUGAAUUCUGGGUACGGGUGAUGCGCCGCAAAGAGUGCACCCUAACUUAACGGGAAAUGGGUGCAAUCUAAAACCUUCUCUCAAUGCCCAAAAGAUCAGACGAGCUGCUCCCUCGGAGCGUGCGACAGCGUGUUUAUUCUUUCCUCCAAACGACUUCAAAAGUCAUCUAGGGGAUCCGACCUUUGCACUUCUGUUUGGACACCAAGGUUAUUGCCAAAUCGAACAAGAUGGAUAUGGAAAUAGUGCGCUGGCUUGACCAGCCGGUCAUGCUCCAUUCGUCGCGGGCAGACACUUGCAAGCUAACGGCAGAGCAAUGUGCCUAUCGCAUUGGAUACUGGCGGUACUGGUAUGAAGCAGAUCAUCGCUUCGCGCUGCCCACCGUCUACUUAUUCAUCGCCGCCAUCGCCCUGUGUACCAUCGCUUUCUGGAGUUUGAGGCUGGCACCUUCUGGACUUAGGAAACAGGCAUGGUGGCAGAAACUGGUCAGCAGUGUUCGCUUUAUCGCAUAUCGUCGUUACGAAGUAAAAGCUCUUCACACGGGUACAUCUUCUGUGGCAGUAGUGGCAUUGCUGAUUAUUGGUGCUGCGUUCUUUUUGGCAAUGACCCUGGGCCCUUCGCCCUACUACUGGCCUAACACUCGCACCCUGAGUUACGGAAGCUCGCCGCCACUUGCUACAAGAACAGGUUGGAUGGCACUAGCUUGCUUGCCCUUUCUAAUAAUACUACCGACCAAGGCCAAUAUGAUUGCUACCCUGACAGGCGUAUCACACGAACGCCUGAUCGUCUUCCACAACUGGGUUGGUUGGGCUAUGUUCGCCCUGGCUCUCGUACACACCUUUCCAUUCAUCAUCUUCCACAUCUGGAAGGGUGACAUGGUACUGCAAUGGAACACCAGCGUGGUUUACUGGACGGGUGUUGCUGCUAUUAUUCCACAGGCGUAUCUUCAAGUCAUGUCUCUUCCUUGGAUCAGUACUGAAUCAACCUGCGACAGGAACCGAUACUAUGAGUUUUUCAAGGCCACGCACUACUUUGCCGCGAUCCUAUUUGUUGUGUUCUUUUUCUUGCACUGUGACUUCCGCUUGACCUCGUGGGACUACUUCAUCGCAACCGGAGUUCUCUACACCCUAUCGUUCCUGUACUCCCAGAUCAGAACAUACUUCGAGUUUGGGGUCUCGCACCGCGCCAGUUUCGCCUUGGUGUCUGACCUAGUCAUGAAGAUCACCGUCCCCAUCGACACGACAUGGCAGCCGGGCCAGCACUUCUUCCUCCGGUUCCUGACUCUGGGACCCCACGCGCUUACGGCGCAUCCCUUCACCAUCUGCAGCGUGCCCAGCUUGAAAAGAAACGCGGAGAAGUCUAAACUCGUAUUCUACGUUUCUCCCAGGGGAGGUAUGACGGGCCGCCUGGCAAGUCUCGCGGCGCAGCAACCCAACUUCAGCGUACCUGUUCUGCUAGAUGGGCCAUAUGGUGGGCUCAAAACCAAGCCGCUCCAUAGCUACGACCACAGUCUCGUGAUAGCUUGUGGUGCUGGCUCUGCUCUAUCUGUCGGCCUGGUCAUGGACACGUUGCUGCACCUAUAUCGAACGCCGAAAUCUGACGAAGAGGGCACACGGCAUCAAAUGCAAGUCGUCAUCGCCACGCGAGAUCGCCAGUUUACCGAAUGGUACGAGGAAGCUUUGACGGAGUUCAUGGAAGAAAACGGCAUCUCUUGGGACGCGAACUCCAUCCAGAUAAUGGUGUACCUCACAGCUGUUUAUGGACCGCAAGCGAUAAAUUCAUCCGAUGAGUUGGACGCGCGGGCCGAGAAGGGGCUGGUGGAAAAUACUGGCCCCCCCACGAGCACCUCCGGGCGUAUCCCUUUCAAAAUUGUGUGUGGACGACCAGACAUCUCGGCUAUUGUUAGGGAGAGCACGCUUAGGCCCGGAGUGUCGGUUGGAAUAGCCACUUGUGGUCCGGCGGCGGUAUUGAAGGACACGCAGAAUGCAGCUGCGGAUGCGCAAUUGAGGAUACUGAGCUCUGAGGCGGGAGCGCGGGAAGUUUAUUUGCAUUCCGAAGUUUUUACGUAA